Leishmania mexicana MHOM/GT/2001/U1103 is the source of this 6054-nucleotide messenger RNA. RefSeq lists its product as hypothetical. The coding region runs from base 1 to 6054 and encodes 2017 amino acids. NCBI's taxonomy places the organism in Eukaryota, Euglenozoa, Kinetoplastea, Trypanosomatida, Trypanosomatidae. The record is from RefSeq and is a predicted model, not a curated record. The transcript has a single exon.
AUGUCGCACCCCGCCUUUUCACCUGGGCAGCCCCCGGGCAUGACCGGCAGCGCGGGAGGCACUGGCUCCGCCUUGCUCCCCAACAUCACAGCUGAGCUUCGCGGCGAGUUCUACCCGCUCCUCUCCACCCUCGCCAGCUGUGAGAGCAGCAUCUCGGCCACGUACGUGAUGGAGCUCUUCUUCACGCUCGUCCGUCUCGACGCAGUGCUCAAGGCAAAGGAACGGGAGCUUUUCGUGAGCACCGCACAGCAGCUUAUCACGCGGCUUCUGCAACAACUGCAGAGGGUGCAUCACAUGCGGCAACUCAUCGACGAGAACGAGCGCUUCGUCGGCGAGCUCGUCGAGCGGUGUGCUGCGCUGGAACGCCUGUGUGGCGCCCGCGACGGCGACGGUGACUGUCACACGAACGAUGGCGAAGACGCAGACGACAUGGACGUGAGUGGUCAGGCCUUGCCAACACCUCAGGUAGAGGACGACGUCGUCGACGGGCACGACGAUGGCGAAGAGACAGUGUGCUCCGUGGCCACUACAAGGGCAGCUGGAACUGCAACGACGCGUCUCCGCGCCUCGCCACUGGCCGCACAUGCCAGUGGCACCAUCAUUGGCCCGGAACUGCGGCGUUUUUCGUUUGACGACAGCCUCGACGAAAUUGCAAACCGGGCCUGGACUGUGCAGCAGUCACGGCAGCAGCAGCAGCAACAGCUUAGAGGCCGCUCCGGCGGCAGCGUGCGAUCGACGUCGGCAGAAACAACGGAGGGGGGCGGGACGGCGUCGUCCCCCUCCACUUCCUUCUCGCUUCGCCAGUGGCUCCGGCAGCGUCCUUCACCACUGCAGUGGCAGAACAGUGGUCCUCGUACAGCCAGUCGUCGACCGCACGCUGGGCACACCCACAGCGGUGCGGCCACACCACAUGUGCAUGCCAUCAUCGGCAGCCCCGAGCAGGCAACCGGCAAAACCUUUGACGAGGAUGGGGUGCGGGUCGAAACAACUUCGGGUAGCUUCGCAGGAGAAGCUGCACCGACCGAUGUCACGCCUGCGGUGUACAUGGGCGUGCAGCUAGCUCUUCAGGAGCACUUCCGCAACAACAUCCGGCACACUCUGACCGGCAGCACGCUCGCGGCGCCAAGGAGCCUGAAUGAGCUGGUUCAGCAACAACAGCCGCCGCCGCGCGGUAUCACGACGAGACCGAGCAGUCACAGCAGUGAGCGGGUCUCAACGACAGACGGUGGCGUUGCAGAGGCGGACAUGGACUCAGCUCCGCAGCAGCAGUCGCUGCCCCUGAACCCCUCUCUGGUCUCCUCCCCAGAGGUGGCGCAGCAGCUCUUCUUGUCCUUUUACACCUUCAACCCUUCUAACACCAACACAAGCAUCUUCUCUCUGGCAAGGGCGCCCUCCGCGACAUCGACGGGCAACGCUCUGGGCGCCGAUGCGGGUGGGUCGCCCGGCCUGAAGAUGGGCAUCGACUUUUCUGCGUUGUACUCCCCAACGACGCAGGAUCCGGUGGACACGGCGAGGGUGUGGGACCGCACCUUCUGGAGAUUUCUGGGCGGGUUCACCGCCACUGGCGACCUCGCAGUGCUGCUCACGCUGUUAAACACGGGAAAUCCAACACAGACGCAGGGUGCCGCAGCACUGACCGCUGCCACCAGCGGCGUCUCAGCCGGGUCCAAGGGCUCGUUCGGGACUUGGAGGGGUGGCGCUAGCACAAAAAGCGGCAUAACGAACAACGCGGCAGCGGCGGCGGCGGCGACCGAUGCGGCAGUGGUGUCUGGUAAGAGCCUGGGGACCAGCCCGCACACACCCAAAUUCGGGACGCAACUGCUCAUGGAGGCACUCAAGCGCAGCGGCACCUACUCGCAUCUGCGGCCCCCAGCGAGCGCUUUUCAGAUGUUGAGCAGCAGCAUCGCCUCAGCUGCAGGCACAGCCGGCGGCGCCAGAGUCGCAGACGAGGCAGCGGGCGGCCGUGUCGCCGCGAAGGGUGAGCGGGAUAUGAUGGACGACGAGGUCGAGCAGCAGCAGCACGCCCACAGAACACCGCUGAGCCCUGAAGCACAGAACCCUCCCCUCGCCGGCUCGCGUAUGAACAACAACACCUGCACAGUGCUUCUCAGUUUGGAUGACUUCGCGAGGGAGGAAGAGGUGCGGCUGCAUCGCGACUUCUGGACGCACAUUCCGGCCAUCCUCGCGACACUCACGGAGGGCGUCAUGUACAGCGGCAGCCACGGAGCUGCACACCCGCACAAGGGCAGCGAAAGUGCGCCGUAUGAAGCAGGCGCCGACCGUGGUGAGGUGGCUAGUCUGCGUGACCAUUACGGCAGUAGUGGCUGCUGGAACUCCGCCCCCCAUUACGGUGCCACCAACGAGAGUGGGAGGGGUGAUGAAGUGCUGCAGGAUCUGGCGGCUAGUGCUGGCGUUGCAGCCUCGGCAGCUGGGGACGGUGCGGACGAAAACGUACUCGCCGCGCUUCAUCUACCGAGCGUGGAAGCGCUGCAGCUGCUGCCCACCUUCUGCCCUCUCCUGCACAACUACACUGGCGCAGUGACGCGGCUGAUCCGCUCGGCGCCCGAGUACGCGCGCUCCACACAGGCCCAGCACGCUCGCGCGCUCGCCGUCGUGGCAGCCGCGGCAGCUCAACAGCAGCAACAGCAACAGGCUGCCCUCUCACCCAACUUCAACGACGUGGCCGGCGUUGACGGCGAGUGCCCAGCGGAGUGCGAGCACAGCACCACCGCCUCUACCAGCUCAGCAAGCGCGCCGCUGAGCAACGCGCGUGUUGGGCUAACGCGCACGGCGGCGAAGCGCUUUUCUGUGCCACACAUGCAGGAGUUGAAGGACAGCCACACAUCACUCAGCGGGAGUGACCGUCGACCUGGUGGUGCUGCAGCUGCUGGUGCUGCGGUGGCGGCGGCGGGACGCACUUUUAAUGCCAACAGCCCAGCACCCGCGGAGAUUGUAGAGCACAGCCUUUUGGCAGCUGGGAGUCGCACAGAGGUUCGAGCGGUGGACGUCGUCGUUCACGCCCUCGUCAACGCCAUUUACGUCCAGUGCGUCAUGGCGGUCGCGAUGCAGCAGCAAGCACGCGCCAAAGCCACGGGCUACGCGAUGGCGGGGCCGGCACCCACGGCCGCAGCAGCGACGUCGGUGGCGGCCGACGGGAAGACCACUCUCUUCGAGGGUGGUCGCACGCUGGCUCUCGGGAGCUCUCUGAAUGGAAACGGGCCGUGCGCGCGCGGCUCAUCCGACGGCAGCUCUGCCGCCGAGGGCGGCCUGGGCACGACAAGUGGCAACAACAACGCCAGCAUGGUCACUGACGAGGACCGUGUCCUCGAUAAAAGUGCUGCCAACGUCAGCCUGAGCUACGCCGGCGGUGGCUACUCGCUGAAUGCGAGCUUCGGUGUGGCGCCGAACACGUUGUCUCACUCGAGUCCACAUCCACCGCAUCCCAUGGCCAUACGAACCGGCGGCGGCGACGUUGGUGGAACGAUAGGGAGCACGAGCAACGGCUCUUACCAUGACCCGCGAAGCCAUCAUCUACCACAGGCGCAUGCGCAUCACCAGCAGCCCCAACAGCUGUCACAGCUUCUGCGCAACUUCUCGUUCGACACGACGUGCUCUCCAACGGAUGCGGCGCUCUCGCUCUUGCGGAUGGCGCGUGAGGGUAAGAGCAACAGGCACGGCGGUGGGGAAGGGGAUAGAAGGCCGGACAGCGUCGGAAGCGAUGGAUCUACGACGGCGAACCUUGGUCUCCACCCGUCACUCGUUCUCCCAACACCGUGCACCAAUCUGCACUCCAUUGAGCUCACCACGCAGGAUAUCGUCGCCUGCGCCAACGACUUCUCGUGGGUGUCGCUGCCGAGCGUCAUGAAGGCGGAGCUGCAGCACCUGCAAGAGCAGCUGCGCGGCACCAGCCGCGCGGCGCAACGCAUGGAAGGGCAGGUGCGAGGCGAACUAGCUCUACUCCUCUUCCGCCUCUUGUCCAUUGUCCUGGACUGGCUCAUGCCUGCCGUGUACGUGGCAGACCCGCGUGUGUGGUUAUUCUACCGCAAGUGGUGCUGCGACCUGUACCGCGUCUUGUGUACGGAUGCCGCCCUCCUGGAGGAGUUCCAUAGACUCUUGAAUCAGAGCGACCUCGCGGUGAGCAGCACGGCGGCGGACGUGAGUGGUCUGCCGAGUCGACGGCGUGGGUCGACGAGGGACGUGCACGGGGUGAGUCAGACCAAGGCGCGCUCGGUGGCCAGAACGCCUACCCUCAGCCCUCUACAGGACCCGCCGUCGUUGCCAAGUAGCGGGAUGGCGCAGCCGCAGCCACAGGCUCGGUUACACUUGCCCGGCACACCAGCAGCAGUGAGCACCGCCGCCAUAGACAACGGUGAUUACCACGAUGCCAGUACGGUCUUCCUUGCGCUUGAAGGGGCGGCGGCGUCCACGGGUGGAGCUGCGCGACACCGUAGCACCUCGUGUGCUUCACCUCUGACGGACAACGCCUCGGUGGCCACUAGUGCAUCCAUCGAGGACGCCUUCAGCUUCAUCCUUCCAGGGUCCAGCCUCGUUGUUUCGGUGUCGCACGAGACGCCGCCCGUGCAACCUGGGGUGCGGAACCUGCUUGCCCAGGAAGAGGCGGAUCGAAGAGAAGCCUUAGCUGACAUGGCGUUGUUGCGCGCUGCGCACGCGCUGCUGAAUGACGAGGGGACUGUCGUGCCGCUGCCGUGCCCGUUCCUGAUCACGCGUCUUGUGGCGGCAACCUUGCGUGGCAUCGAUGCCGACAUCGCCGAAUCGCUUCUUUGGGUCGCUGGGCAGGCGCCUGCCUCAGACCCCGCUGCCCGGGCGGGUGUCGGCAGCGGCGUCGAGGAUGCCGCCGGUGACAUCCUGGUGGAUGCGCGAAGGAGCGGAAGCGUCAAGAGUUGCACGGCGCAAAGCCAGCGCGCGGCGGCCGUAGGCACUCGGGGGCUGCGGGAAGACGGAGAACGCCGCGACACCAGUCGCAGCGGGCACGCCCACGAUGCGGAGGAGGAUGAGGAAGAGACUGUUUUGCCGGGGCGGCACCUUAGCCACGCGGCUCACCGUACUGCCUCCGGGCAUCGACUGCCCUCCCACCACCACAGCCGCUGUGUUCGCCACCACCGGAGCAUCUCCGCUGAUGCCCGCGUGGGCGGCAGCACGUCUCCAGCGGCUGCCAGCUACUACACCGUCGAUAGCGAGGAGGACGACGCCGGGUACGGCGAUCACUGGUAUGGCGUCCUCGCACGUCGCGAAAGGAGUCAGCUGGCGCCUUCUUCUCUGCCGGACCCCGCCACGGCCAACGGCCCGGGAAGAGGAGCUGCCGCCAGUACCUCCUCUAUUCCCCCGCACACUACCCCUCGCACUCCCUUCAGCGACCUCACCUCCACCGGUGGUCUGCAGCGCCUGUCCCUCCCACCCCAGCCAUCCGAAGGCCCCACACUGGUGCACCAUCACCGCUUCCGCUACCCGUCCGUUCACGGCUACGCGGACGUGGCGAAGCUGUAUCUCAGCACGCUUGAUGACGCAGAACUCGUCCUCUCAUCACACGAUCCUGUGUACGCCUCGCUGGUACUGAGCACCGCGGACCUGCACCUGCACGAUUUACGUGACACCUCCACGGCCGCCUCGCUGGUGAGCACGUACUUGGUAGAUGUUGGCGAGGAGCGCAUACAGAGGCCGGUGUGGGAGGAGUUACCCGCCGUCGUGAUCAGCGACGAAGGCGGCGGCGUUGCGGCCUCCCCGCUCAACGUCGCAGGAGAUGCUGCUGGGGGCUCUUCGUCUGCCCGACCAGCGCCAGGCAGGGGCUUUUCUGUGACGCGUGCUCGACAAGGCAACACACAGGGCCCAACCUCGACAACCGCAGCUCCGGGCGCCGCUGGGUCGGCGCCGUUGCCGCCACAGCAGCAGCAGCCGUACGUGCCGAUGGUCAUCCCGUCCUGGAACAACGAGCAAGAGAAGGAAGAGUUUCUCGUGGCACUGCAGCUGCUGCGGCAGAUGCAGGCCUUUCUCGCCGUGGAGCAGACGAAGCUGCAACACAACGUCUUGGAGACUUGA